Molecule: messenger RNA, 1837 nt
Organism: Anopheles moucheti
Lineage: Eukaryota; Metazoa; Arthropoda; Insecta; Diptera; Culicidae
Product: calcium-independent phospholipase A2-gamma-like
Exons: 5
Coding region: 86-1489 (467 amino acids)
Biological process (GO): arachidonate metabolic process
Cellular component (GO): membrane
Source: RefSeq, a predicted model, not a curated record
CGCGAUUGACGUUUAAGUUACACAAUUCGGAAAAGGUUUGCUUCGUGCAAAGAAUGUAUCGUGAGUUUUGAUACGAAGGAAAGUAAUGUCCAGCUGGAGGACUAUUGGUAUUCGUUCGCCAAUUCUUACCAGCGCAAAGGUAUCGCGAACCAUACCACAACAAUGGAUCCUCCAACGGCAGCAAAAUCGAGAAAAUCAAUCGCAAACCCGACAUGCUCUGCUGGACUUGCGCCGCAAGGCAAUACCAGUUGAUCGGCAGCGUCAAGUACUGUAUGAGUUGGUGGAGAAGUUCGAAAAGUUUCCACAAGAGAAAGCGUUCGCGAUAGAGGAGGGUGCCGUCGAGCUGCUUAAAGAACUGAAACACUCGACCGACCCGGCAAUAACACAACAUGCAAAGCUCGGUCUAGCGCUGCUUGGUUAUGUCCCGUCUCUACCGAGCGAGGGAAUUCGCAUCCUCAGCAUCGAUGGUGGUGGCAUUCGGGGCAUCAUUGUGAUGGAGCUGCUGCGCAAACUGGAACGACUCACUAACCGUAGAAUAUUCGAUCUGUUCGAUUUGGUGUGUGGCGUUUCGACCGGCGCUAUACUGGUGUGUGCCUUGGCUUCGGAAAAGGGACUCACACUGGCGGAAGGCAUUCACCUGUACAAAAAGAUAGCCUACAAGAUCUUCCAUCGUCCAUCAACGCUUGAUAAACUUUCAGGCGCUUCGCGCUUAUUUUCGUCUCAUGCUUACUACGACAUCGAACUGUGGGAAUCACUGCUCAAACGACAUGUCGGGUAUCGUCGCAUUAUCGACACGGUGAUGCUUCCAAAUGUGCCGAAGUUCUGCUGUGUUUCAACUACGGUUUGUGAUGAGCAUAUCGAUGCACAUGUGUUCCGCAACUACACGUUGCCACAGAACGUGCAGUCGGUCUACGCUGGGUCGCACACGGCGCGUCUGUGGGAAGUAGUACGAGCUUCAUCAGCUGCUCCGGCCUACUUCGGAGAUUUCCCGCUCAACGGCCAGCUGCAUCAGGACGGUGGCAUUCUGUACAACAAUCCCACAACCGUAGCCAUCCACGAAGCCAAAUGCCUUUGGCCGAACGAACGGAUCCAAUGUGUGGUAUCGUUCGGUACGGGACGCACCAGGGGCAAAUCAAACGAUGGGCAAAAAAUCAUCAGCCCCAACAUUCUCGAGCAAGCCUCAUUGUCCAGCUCGUGGAAGACGAAGUUCUUGCGCAUACUCGAUUCGGCCACCGACACGGAGGCGGCUCACACAGUGCUGAGCGAUUUGUUGCCACCCGGUCAUUACUUUCGCUUCAAUCCGUACCUCACCGAGUUCCUGUCCAUGGUUGAGGUUCGGCCGGAAAAGAUCGCCCAGCUGGAAAAGGAUACGGCAAUGUACUAUGCGCGCAAUGACGACAAGUUCGAGCAGGUGGCCGAUCUGCUGACACGCAAACGAUCAAUCGCACGCAAAGCGUACGAUGUUGCACGGCAUGUUUUCUAUCGCUAGCGGAUGAGCGGACCCGCUUAAAAGUGUGUUAACUACUGGAUUCCAAAGAUUGUUUAGUAUUCUAUUCUUACAGGACAAAAGUGGAAGAAGCUGUUAUUAAGAAGUAACUGGAAUGGAAUUAUUUAUUUUACACAUUUGUUUCCAAUGGACCAUGGCAGUGCCAACGAGCAUACCUCACACGACGGUGUACCAUUCAGGUUUUAUUUUGAUAGUAUGGACGCAUUAGUAUUACCUGCUUUAAUUUUGUGUUUAACGUGCACAUAUGCUUUGAACUUUGAAUCUGUUAUUGCAUUAUCAAGAAUUGUGUGAAUGUGUUUAUGUUUGAAAACUCUCAAAUAAAGUUGUGAA